Messenger RNA from Cylindrotheca closterium, 771 nucleotides. NCBI's taxonomy places the organism in Eukaryota, Bacillariophyta, Bacillariophyceae, Bacillariales, Bacillariaceae. The record is from the annotation of a GenBank genome assembly.
AUGGCUUUCCGCUCCAAACCACUACGGUCGUUCGGACCAACAGUAAUUCCGCAUGGGCAAAUCGAGAACACCGAAGGAAACGUUACCCUUGGAAAAAUCGACCAUGGAGUCACUGAAAAUCCCUACGAGCGUCGCUUCAGUCCCUAUGAUUUCAAUGGAGGAACCUGUAUUGCAAUUGCCGGAGCUGACUACGCCGUUAUUGCCGCUGACACACGAUUGAGCAGCGGAUACGAGAUUUUGUCGCGAAACAUGAGCAAGCUUCACAAACUUACUGGCAAAUGCAUCCUUGGAAGUGCUGGGUGCAAAACUGAUGUUGAUCAAUUGCGAUCAGUGUUGGACAUCAAAAUGAAGGUGUACCAACACAACCAUCGAAAGCCCAUGUCAACUCCCGCGGUUGCUCAAAUGUUGGGAAAUACUCUUUACUACAAGCGAUUCUUCCCUUACUAUGCAUUCAAUGUCUUUGGGGGAAUUGAUGAAGAAGGAAAGGGUGCCAUCUAUUCCUAUGAUGCUAUUGGAAGUUUCGAAAGAACAGCAGUUACUGCCACCGGGAGUGGACAAGCAUAUGUCAUUCCGCUAUUGGAUAAUGUAAUUUCUCACAGAAAUCGUACCGAUGAAAAGAGAGACUUGCCAAAGGAGGAAGUCGUUGAGCUUGUGAAGGAUGUCUUCAUUUCAUGUGGGGAGCGAGAUAUUUACACCGGUGACCAAGUUGAGAUUGCUGUCAUUACAAAGGAUGGAAUUGAAACGAUCAUGUUCGACCUCAAGGCAGACUAA